AAACCUUCCAAAUCCUCCGACCUUCAUCCUCAAACGCGACAGCAAAUCGCUCGCAUUCCGCCAAUUCUAAUCAUCCGAAAUUCACCGUACCCAAUCCUACCCAUCCCGAACAUCCAACAUCCAACGUCCAACAUCGUCCAACCCCCUUCGCCCUCCAUCUUUCCCGCACCGUCUCCGCCUCGCAACGCAAAACUUCCCACACACCCCAAAUGCAUAAAGACCAGCCCAUCCACCACGGCUCGCUGGAGCACCUGCUGCCGCCGAGCUGGAAGGCGCAGAUCACGGCGUGGCUGGCCGAGGACACGCCGUCGUACGACUACGCCGGGUUCGUCGUGGGCGAGUCGCCGCGCUCCGCCACGCUCUGGGGCAAGAGCGCCGGCAUCAUCGCCGGCAUCCCCUUCUUCACCGAGAUCUUCCGCCAGUGCGGCUGCGACGUCGACUGGCUCGCCAAGGAGGGCAGCUACAUCAACCGCCCCAAGGACGGGUCCGGCAAGACGAAGGUCGCCACCGUGACGGGGCCCGCGCGCGGCUUGCUGCUCGCCGAGAGGGUUGGCUUGAAUUUGCUGGCGCGCUGCUCGGGCAUCGCGACUGUGAGCCGCGAUAUGCUUUUGAGUCUGCGCAGCGCCGGGUACGAGGGCAUACUGGCGGGGACCCGGAAGACGACGCCUGGGUUCCGCAUCGUCGAGAAGUACGGCAUGCUGGUCGGCGGCGCGGACACGCACCGCAUGGACCUGAGCUCGAUGAUCAUGCUGAAGGACAACCACGUGUGGAGCCGCGGCAGCAUCACGGACGCGGUUCAGGCGGCCAAGAUGGUCGGCGGGUUUGCGCUCAAGGUCGAGGUCGAGGUGCAGAAUGAGGCGGAGGCUGACGAGGCGAUUGCUGCUGGGGCGGAUAUUGUUAUGUUGGAUAAUUUUACCGGUGAGGGCGUCAAGAUCGCGGCGCGCAGUUUGAGGGAGAAGUGGAAGGGCAAGCGCGAGUUCUUGAUCGAGGUUUCCGGCGGCUUGCGCGAGGAUAAUGUGUUUGAUUAUGCCAACAACGAUAUCGAUAUCAUCUCGACUAGUUCGAUCCACCAAGGUACACCGCACGUAGACUUUUCGCUUAAAAUCGAUCAGGAGCAAAUUGCCCAGGCCUAGACUUCGUGGUCUUAGAUUGCCCGCAUGGUCUAGGAUGGGUGGUCGAUAUUGACAUUAUAGAACUGCUGGCCUCACUUCGGCCGAACCCGGACUAGCGCAAACUUUUAGUAAUUAUUAUGAAUAAUGGACGCAGCAGAAGCUAUGGAUCAUCAGGUCCAUGAAAGAUUCGCAGACAUGUGCGUAGCAUUAUUAUCAGGGGGUUAUGCAUGUUGGUAGGAGACGGUGAAUUUCAUCAUACAGGGAUGGACAACCGAGGCUCCAGUUACGUUGAGAAGAAACCCAUCACAUACGACCAUAUGAGCUA
Messenger RNA from Annulohypoxylon truncatum, 1437 nucleotides. Its product is annotated as putative nicotinate-nucleotide pyrophosphorylase. Gene Ontology annotation, cellular component: cytoplasm. The coding region runs from base 210 to 1133 and encodes 307 amino acids. Gene Ontology annotation, biological process: quinolinate catabolic process; NAD+ biosynthetic process. NCBI's taxonomy places the organism in Eukaryota, Fungi, Ascomycota, Sordariomycetes, Xylariales, Hypoxylaceae. The record is from RefSeq and is a predicted model, not a curated record. The transcript is spliced from 3 exons. Gene Ontology annotation, molecular function: nicotinate-nucleotide diphosphorylase (carboxylating) activity.